AUGGCGGAGUGUGCAGCUGACGCAAGUGAUGAUGCCUGGACUCGCGUCAAGUCAAGCAAGAAGUCGGCGGGGGCCAUCCUCUGGGAGAAACACUCUGAUAAAGCCAAACGAAGGGCCAAGAAGAAGAAAUGGGGAUCGACCGGAGCGAAUAAAGCAGUGUCCGUGUCGACAGGAGACGAUAACGAGCCAGUGGUGUACGGUGUUCGGAGCAGCACAACAGUGAACGCACCGUUGGAUAUGGUGCUCAAAACACUCGACGCCUCGGUGGCCACUGCGCAUCGCUCGUUCACCAGAAUCAUCUACGGGAACCUCGUUGCCGACACUUCAGUGCUUUUCCAUAGCUCGACGCCCAGUACAGAUUUCCUUGCCAAAACUGAGAGCGACAGUUUGGAAACUCUUGCGGUUCGCUGGUUCGUGUGCCGCUGCAGCAACCCGAUGGUGUCGGAUUGCGACUUCUGCCUGCAGGCGUACACCAAGCGAUAUUCGAUCGAUGAACUGGCAAUGAAUGGAGACCCCUACAACAAUAACGCAUGGGAAGACGACAACAGUGACGAUGGGCGCAGUGAGACCCGCGAAGGGCUCCACCCGAGACGUGAAAUGCCAGUGGCGUACAAACUCUUCCGGUCGAUGGAGACGCGACACUGCCCCGAGCUGCUCGAGUCUCACCGCGUUGUUCGGUGUAAAGUUCCAUUGGGCGGCUUCCUCUUGUAUCCGACCGACUGCAGUGACAAGACCGACGUCGUCUUCUACAUGAGCAUCGCACAUGAUGCAAUGCAGCGAUCGACAGUUCCGUGCUCUCCAGAACGUCGUGCGGGAAAUGGCGCUGCAAAUUGGUCGCCUGGACAACGCGAUUGA
This is a messenger RNA of Phytophthora sojae, 855 nucleotides long. RefSeq lists its product as hypothetical. NCBI's taxonomy places the organism in Eukaryota, Oomycota, Peronosporomycetes, Peronosporales, Peronosporaceae. The transcript is spliced from 2 exons. The coding region runs from base 1 to 855 and encodes 284 amino acids. The record is from RefSeq and is a predicted model, not a curated record.